Messenger RNA from Perca fluviatilis (European perch), 1681 nucleotides. RefSeq names its product transmembrane protein 35 (gene tmem35). The coding region runs from base 137 to 622 and encodes 161 amino acids. The record is from RefSeq and is a predicted model, not a curated record. Gene Ontology annotation, cellular component: endoplasmic reticulum. Gene Ontology annotation, molecular function: acetylcholine receptor regulator activity. Gene Ontology annotation, biological process: chaperone-mediated protein complex assembly; positive regulation of protein localization to cell surface. The transcript is spliced from 2 exons. Lineage: Eukaryota; Metazoa; Chordata; Actinopteri; Perciformes; Percidae.
CCUGCGCGUCGCCAUCUUUGUCAUUCACCCAGAAGCCCAUCCCCCUGGUGGUGCAUCUUCACCGGGAAACCGUCCGACUUUCAUUUCAAUUCAGUUCAGGGGGAAGCGCCGAAGCGCCUGCUACACGCAGCGAAAGAUGGCCUCACCAAGGACAAUUACUAUUGUGGCCCUUUCUUUUGCUUUGGGUUUAUUUUUCGUGUUUAUGGGGACCAUUAAACUCACUCCGAGACUAAGCAAAGAUGCAUACAGUGAAAUGAAAAGGGCAUACAAAAGCUAUGCCAAGGCAUUGCCAGGCCUGAAAAAGAUUGGUAUCAGCUCAGUCCUGCUUCGUAAGAUCAUUGGCUCUCUGGAGGUGGGCUGCGGUGUGGUGCUCACCCUUGUACCCGGCAGGCCGAAGGAUGUGGCCAACUUCUUGCUGCUGCUCGUCAUGCUAGCUGUACUGUUCUUCCACCAGCUAGUAGGAGACCCCCUGAAACGGUACGCCCACGCUCUAGUCUUUGGUAUUCUGCUCACCUGCCGACUGCUUAUUGCCCGCCAGAGUGACGACCGGCCGGAGAGAGAGGACAGCCGAGAGGAACAGCACAUCAAUGACCAGGAAAAGAACAAGGUCAAGCAGUCUUAAGAGCCUCUUCUACUUAGGUCCAAGCCACAACGAAGGGAACCUGGUGCGCCCCUAUGGAUUGUAGUAAUUCAUAUUUUGAAGGAAUCAGUCACUUCCAGUAAUAUCCUCACAUCCAUCUCCUGUUCCAUCCAGCUGGCUGACUGAUUACUCCUUUGCACUCUUACUGUGAAACUGAAAACUUCUGAUCCAUACACACUCUACAUAACCGUGGACAAUCAUACCUGUGGAAACUCUCAUAAGCUCAGCUCAUUGUCUAAAUAGUGAAUAAAUUUUUCCUAUUUAUUUUAGUCCUACACUGUGUUAAAUGUUUGUGUUUUUAAUCUAGUGAAUUCAUUUAUGUUAAAAGUUGAUUUGAGAAUGCUGUUUUUCAAGAAAGAAUCUUUGUAGCUUGUUUUUUCUAAUUUGUUUUUAUACUGUAGGAGAAACUGAUAAUUUAGGAGUUUCAAUCGUUUAAGCAUGUUUCAUUUGGUCAAGAGUAUAGAACAUGAACUAAAAUGAGCACUUUUGAAACAAUUUUGUACUAAUUAUACAUCAACUAGUAUUACAUAGCCACAACCUAUUUUGGUGCAGUGUUGCCAGAACGCAAAUCUCAGAAAGAAAAAAUAUAUAAAUCCUUGUGCAUUUUUCAUUUCAGUACAUUUUUGUAGAAGAACGCAUGAAAUCCUUUCUCCCAAAGUUAAAUUAGCUGGAUAUCCCCUUUCUCCUUUCAGUUCAGGUAUCACAAUUAAGUUGUUUAGCUGGGAAUUACAGCGGUUGCUGCCUCAGGUGUCUGCUGCUAGAUUGUACAGCAGAACAUAACCAAAUUAAAAAAGUAUUUUUGCCUGUUAAAAUCGGAAUUUACCUUUGUAAUUCACAGUUGAAGUCAUAAACUUAUUCACGGUCUCUUAAAGAUUUUGCGGAUUGGUUUGGUUUUUUUCUCUGAAGAUAUAAAACGCAUUCCUGUUAAAGUUCUGGUUAGGGGAUACAAUCUCAAUUCAAACUCCUGUCAGUAUUGGGGAUUCACAACAUUUAUGUAAAUGAUAUACUUAAAAUAAAGAAUUGGAGGUGAGACUGCCUAAA